Messenger RNA from Beta vulgaris subsp. vulgaris (sugar beet), 1538 nucleotides. RefSeq names its product DNA damage-repair/toleration protein DRT100. The transcript has a single exon. The record is from RefSeq and is a predicted model, not a curated record. Bases 138 to 1277 code for a protein of 379 amino acids. NCBI's taxonomy places the organism in Eukaryota, Viridiplantae, Streptophyta, Magnoliopsida, Caryophyllales, Amaranthaceae. Gene Ontology annotation, molecular function: protein binding.
UUAUUUUAAAUAAUUCAUUAAUUUUGAUCCUUAUCUCAAUUCUUACUUAAAUUCAUAAGGGUAAAACAGUCAUUUACUACCACUCUCCAUCUUCCCUUAUAUAUAAGGACACCCCUACUUUUCUUUGUUUACCAUUGAUGUGCCUUCUCACUACUCACUUCACUCUACAUUUUCACUUAAAUAUGAAAGUUAGUUAUAUUUUUUGGGCCGUUGUAAUGACCGUUACAACGGUAGUUAGUGGUUGCCCGCCAUCAGACCGGGCAGCUCUUUUGUCUAUAAAAGCUGCCCUUCAUGAACCGUAUUUGGGUAUUUUUAAUUCUUGGACCGGAUCCGAUUGUUGCCGUGGGUGGUACGGUGUAAGUUGCGACCCGUAUAUUCAUCGGGUUGCCGACAUUAACUUACGGGGUGAAUCUGAGGACCCGAUCUUUGAACGGGCCCACAGAACCGGGUUCAUGACCGGGUCAAUAUCCCCGGCUAUUUGUAAGCUAGAGCGACUUAGUAGUCUCACUAUUGCUGAUUGGAAGGGGAUCUCGGGUGAAAUCCCGGGUUGUAUUACCUCACUACUGUUUAUUCGAACGCUCGAUUUAAUUGGAAAUCGGUUCUCGGGUCGGAUACCGGGUGAUAUUGGUCGUUUAAAGGAGCUCACGGUUUUAAAUUUAGCUGAUAAUAGUCUUUCGGGUCCAAUUCCACGGUCUAUUGUUAAUUUGGGCCGGUUAAUGCAUUUGGACCUAAGGAAUAAUAAGUUAUCUGGUGAAUUACCAAGGGAAAUGGGUAAGCUCCAGAUGAUGAGUCGGGCUUUGUUAAGUGGUAAUCGUCUUAUUGGGCCGGUUCCGGUCUCGUUAGCUAGUAUUUACCGCCUUUCGGAUUUGGAUCUUUCUUUAAAUCGGUUAUCGGGUUCAAUACCCGAUAUGUUCGGGAAAAUGCCGGUUUUGGCCACGUUGAACCUUGAUGGUAAUAUGUUUUCGGGUCAAAUACCGAAGAGUUUGUUAAAUUCGGGUGUGAGUAUAUGUAAUUUGAGCCGAAAUGCUUUGGCGGGUCGGUUACCCGAUUCUUUCGGGCCGAAGUCUUAUUUUAUGGUUUUGGAUUUGUCUCACAACCGGCUUAGCGGGCCAAUACCCAAGUCCAUAUCCUUAGCAUCCUACAUUGGGCAUUUGGAUUUGAGCCAUAACCAACUUUGUGGGCCCAUUCCAGCCGGGUCUCCUUAUGAUCACCUUGAAGCGUCGUCGUUUGCUUACAAUACCUGUCUAUGUGGCAAGCCACUUAGUAAAAGAUGUUAAGAGUAAAAAAAAAAUUCACUAAGCUACUUAGGAAUUUAUAUAUAAGUGUUUGUGUGUGUUUAAUUAUGUGUGUAACUUGUCACUGAAAUUAUGUAUCAAUAGUCGUUAUCUUAAAAUCAUUAGUUCAUUUUUUCCAUAAUUUGAUACUACCUCCGUUUUUUUAUUAUGUGCAACGAUUUAACAUAAAAUAGAGAGGGAAAAUGUCUAAUCGCUGCAAAUAAUAAAAAACGGAGGUAGUACAAGAUUUUAAGAUCUUUUGUA